Molecule: messenger RNA, 5626 nt
Organism: Epinephelus moara (kelp grouper)
Lineage: Eukaryota; Metazoa; Chordata; Actinopteri; Perciformes; Serranidae
Gene: aldh1l2
Product: aldehyde dehydrogenase 1 family, member L2
Exons: 23
Coding region: 150-2921 (923 amino acids)
Biological process (GO): biosynthetic process; one-carbon metabolic process; 10-formyltetrahydrofolate catabolic process
Cellular component (GO): cytoplasm
Molecular function (GO): aldehyde dehydrogenase (NAD+) activity; formyltetrahydrofolate dehydrogenase activity
Source: RefSeq, a predicted model, not a curated record
CCACUCCUCUGACUCAUACAGUCACACACAGAGGCAGGUGUGUGUGUACGACCAGCAGCGCUCAUACCUCAGCAGCAGGUCGGACAAAUUCUGCAGCAUUUGGAUCCAUUUUUAUUUUUCAUACAUUUUUAUACAUAAACACCGCCAUUAUGUUGUGGACGGCGAGUCAAGUCUUAAGGAAAUUCUCCACUUCGUCCAAUUAUUACCAGAAUAAGCUGAAACUAGCUAUAAUUGGCCAGAGCGUGUUUGGCCAGGAGGUGUACAGCAACCUGAGGAAGCAGGGUCACAAGGUGGUUGGUGUGUUCACAGUCCCCGACAAGGAUGGCAAGGCCGACCCCCUGGCGGUGGCAGCGGAGAAGGAUGGGACGCCGGUGUUCAAGUUCCCAAGGUGGCGGGUCAAGGGGAAGCCCAUCCCGGAGGUGGUGGACGCCUACAAGGCAGUGGGUGCUGAGCUCAACGUCAUGCCCUUCUGCUCACAGUUCAUUCCAAUGAACAUCAUCGACAACCCCAAGCAUGGCUCCAUCAUCUACCACCCCUCCAUUCUGCCCCUGCACAGAGGAGCCUCCGCCAUUAACUGGACCCUGAUCCACGGUGAUAAAAAAGCUGGAUUCACAGUGUUCUGGGCUGAUGAUGGACUGGACACCGGCCCAAUCCUGCUGCAGAGGGAGUGUGCUGUGGAGCCCAACGACACUGUGGACACACUCUACAACCGCUUCCUCUACCCAGAGGGCAUAAAGGCUAUGGUGGAGUCGGUGCAGCUCAUUGCUGAUGGAAAGGCCCCUCGAAUUCCCCAGACAGAGGAAGGAGCGAGCUAUGAAGGCAUUCAGAAGAAGUCCAACGCUAAGGUCAACCUGGCCCAGCCAGCUGAGGCCAUCCACAACUGGAUCCGCGGGCAUGACAAAGUCCCUGGUGCCUGGACUGUCAUUGAUAGUCAGUCUGUCACCCUGUAUGGCUCGUCCAUGUUGGGAGAGUCUGUACCGGCCGGUCAGCCUCUGGAGAUAGAGGGGGCAUCCCAGCCCUGUGUGGUCACCAAAAAUGGGCUUGUGCUGUAUGGAACCGACGGGAAAGCUCUCCUGGUGAAGAACCUGCAAUUUGAAGACGGGAAGAUGAUCCCUGCUUCUAAAUACUUCUCCUCUGGGGAAAGCUCCAGUGUGGAGCUGACUGAUGAUGAAAAGAAGAUGGCAGAAGAGAUCAGGAACAUCUGGCAGGGCAUCCUCAGCAACAUCCCAGCCAUUGAGGACUCCACAGACUUCUUCAAGUCUGGAGCCGCCUCCAUGGAUGUGGUCAGGCUGGUGGAGGAGGUGAAGCAGAAGUGCGUGGGCGUCCAGCUGCAGAAUGAAGACGUGUACAUGGCUACCACCUUCAAGGACUUCAUCCAGAUGUUUGUUCGCAAGUUGAGAGGAGAGGACCAGGAGGAGGAGCUGGUCAUCGACUAUGCAACCAAAGACGUGAACAACAUGACAGUAAAAAUGCCACACCAGUGUUUCAUCAAUGGCAAGUUUGAGGAUGCAGAAAACGGCAAGACCUACGGUACCAUCAACCCUACUGAUGGAUCAGUGAUCUGUAAAGUGUCCUAUGCCUCAGUGGGGGAUGUAGACCUGGCAGUAGCAGCUGCCAAAGAAGCUUAUGAUAAUGGACCCUGGGGCAGGAUGAACCCUAGAGACAGAGGAAGCCUGCUUUACAGGCUUGCAGACCUGAUGGAGGAACACCAGGAGGAGCUGGCCACUAUCGAGUCCAUCGACUCAGGAGCUGUGUACACUCUGGCCCUCAAGACACACGUAGGCAUGUCCAUCCAGACCUUCCGGUACUUUGCUGGCUGGUGUGACAAAAUCCAGGGCAAGACAAUCCCCAUCAACCAAGCCAGGCCUAAUCGCAACCUGACCUUCACAAAGAGAGAACCUCUAGGUGUGUGUGCCAUCAUCAUCCCAUGGAACUAUCCUCUCAUGAUGCUGGCAUGGAAGAGUGCUGCCUGCCUCGCAGCUGGGAACACACUUGUUCUUAAACCAGCACAGGUCACUCCGCUGACAGCACUGAAGUUUGCAGAGCUGUCAGUGAAAGCUGGCAUUCCAAAAGGAGUCAUCAACAUUUUGCCAGGAUCAGGUGGCAUGGUAGGACAGCGUUUGUCCGAGCACCCAGACAUCCGCAAGUUGGGCUUCACUGGCUCCACACCUAUUGGCAAACAGAUCAUGAAGAGCUGUGCACUCAGUAACCUGAAGAAGGUUUCUCUGGAGCUGGGAGGGAAGUCGCCUCUCAUCAUCUUCAAUGACUGUGACAUGGACAAGGCUGUUCGCAUGGGCAUGAGCUCUGUGUAUUUCAACAAAGGUGAGAACUGCAUUGCUGCUGGACGUUUGUUUGUGGAGGAGUCCAUUCAUGAUGAGUACAUUAGCCGAGUGGUGGAAGAGCUCAAGAAAAUGAAGAUUGGAGACCCACUGGAUCGCUCCACAGACCAUGGUCCACAGAAUCACAAAGCCCACCUGGACAAGCUGCUAGAGUACUGUGAGGUCGGACUUAAGGAGGGAGCUACACUGGUGUACGGAGGCAAACAGGUGGACAGGCCAGGUUUCUUCAUGGAGCCCACUGUGUUCACUAAUGUGGAGGACCACAUGUUUAUUGCCAAAGAGGAGUCCUUCGGCCCAGUCAUGGUGGUGUCCAAAUUCAAAGAUGGUGAUGUGGAAGGCGUGCUUCAGAGAGCCAACAACACAGAGUAUGGCUUGGCAUCUGGCGUGUUCACCCGUGACAUCAACAAGGCCAUGUAUGUAAGCGAGCGGCUGGAGGCUGGAACAGUAUUCAUCAACACCUAUAACAAGACUGACGUGGCUUCACCUUUCGGAGGCUUCAAACAGUCUGGCUUCGGAAAAGACCUCGGUGAGGAUGCUCUCAUGGAAUACCUCAAGACCAAAGCAGUGACUGUGGAGUACUGAAGCACAGACUCUCCUAAUGAACUCUGAUCUACAUCUAAAUAGGAAGGGACUCAUCUGUCUGCUUCAGUCAGACAUCAUGCUUCAUUCAGCAUUGCUUCUGAACAGUGUGUGUGAGUGUGAUUGUGUGUCAGGAUGUAUGAAUGAGAGGAGAGCCACAGUUUGGACAACCUGCCUAUCUUUUCUUGGCUCUCUGCGUAAAAAUUCACAUCAUGGACAAGGGACACAUGUGGUUUAUACCCAUCUGUAUUUGUACACAUAAAACCCUCAGUUGGAUGCCUGAUGGGAGCUGAAGUGGCUCUUACUCUUUUAAUGGUUUCAGUUCCAUAAAAGUGUUUUAUGUUAAAACACCAAUUUAAACCUGAAAUCUGUUUUCCAAUCAUUAUCAAUAAUGUAAAUCAGUUCUGUUAAAAAAAAAAUCUUUCUCAUUUGUCAUUCACUUAUAAUGCUGCCCUCACCAUUCCUUGAAUAUCUCUGUUUACUCAGCUUUUGGGCUGUUUUGUGCCGUCCCAGAAAAUAGACAAAGUUCUUAGUUUAUGGAUUAAUCAUGUAUAUGAAUGUGAAUGUUGAAGCUUGUGUUAAGAUGCCUGUAGGUUGAGUUUUAGAGUAGCCAGAGCCUGCCUGAUCACACUAAACUGGAGAGUUCAUCGGGUUAGCAAAUAAAAUAUAAGUCAGUAGUGAAGCCAUUAGUCAGAAUUGGUCAUUGACAUGAUGGGAAAACAGGAUUUGGGUCAAAGAGACAGUUUAAGUUUUUUUUUUUUUUUAAACUUUCAGUCACACCUUUUCAUGAGCAGAUCAUUGUGUAAUGCAGUCAAAAGCUUGGGGUAACGCCAGUAAGUUGACCUUGAGGUAAAGAGUAUGGUCAGAAGUGUGCACCUACACCUGUAACCGCACCCUGCAGUGAUGUCACAGCGUACUGACACACCCUGGAGUGCACUUCUACAUAACUGCAGCAAGGGGAGAAGUCAAACAACUGGAGGUCGGCAAGAUUAAAAGGGGGUUACAGUCUAAUAUUAAUUUGUUAGACUAAGGUCAAGAAUUAACUUUUAUAUUCACAUAAAAACAAACUGGUAGCAGUCAAAGAAGAAAUUGUUGAAACCUUUUUAUUCUUAUUGACUGAUUAAAGUCUUAAUGAUGAGGACUUACUUCACAACAGCCAAAUGCAAGCAGGUAAAGAACCAUACUUUGGUUUCCUACUUAUGUGGAUUUUACUUUUCUCUUUGGACAUUAUACUUAUCAUCAUUCAGAGACUUAAAAACUUGGUUACCACAGGUAAUCUAUUACUGUUAACAUCUAAUCACUCUUAUCUUUUACAACCCCUAUUCCAAAAAAGUUGUGACUCUGUAAAAUGUAAAUGGAAACACAUUGCAGUGACUUGCAAAUCCUUUUUAAUCUAUAUUCAGUUGAGUACAGUACAAAGACACAAUAUGUAAUGUUCAAACCGAUUAACUUUUUUGUUUUUCGUAAAUAAACACACAUUUUGAAUUUGAUGCCUGCAGCAUGUUCCAAAAAAGUUGGGACAGGAACAUGUUUACCAGUGUGUGACACCCUACAGAUAGGAAGUGGACAGUAAUUCUUGAAGUUUUGAAAAUUAAAUUCUUUCCCACUCUUGCUUUACCUGUAGAAUGUUCUAAACUGAAGGUUUUUGAUCAUUUAGCAACUUCCCCAGUCUUUUGUUGCCCCUGUCCUAACUUCUAUGGAACAUGUCGCAGGCGUAAAAUUUAGAAUAAAUGUAUGUAUUACAAAAAACAAUAACAUUUAUCAGUUUGGACAUCAAAUAUCUUGUGUUUGGAUUGUAUUCAAUUGAAUACAGGUCAGAAAGGAUUUGCAAAUCACAGAUUCUGUUUUAUUUGUUUUACACAGUGUCCCAACUUUUUAGAAUGGGGGUUGUACUUACUAUCAUUUUUAUUGGCACACAGCAGUGAAUUCCCAUAUUUGAGCUUCAGCUGCUUCAUAGCAUCACAUUCACAAGCUAUGUCCCGAGGAAAUUGUGGAAACAGUCAUGCCAGUUUUGUUUUUUCUCACAUUGCAGUGGUUGUUUGACCGAUAGCUCUCAAAUCUCAGAUGUCGGAGCAUCUUUCUGUCCUGCAAGAAAGAGUUUCCAAAGCAGCUGCUGAUUGCAGCUUAGCAUUAGCAUUGUGACAGAGACAAAAAAAAGCAAAAGAAAUAGUGAAUUGUGAUGGAUUUACUGUCGUGGUCAUGUUUUAAAUUCUGUUUGACAGGUACACCUUUAUUUCUAUUCAAAACUUUGGGUUAGAAUUUAAGGUUUCUGAUCAGUAUGUAAUUGUCACUACUUCAAGCUAUGAUGAGCCAUUUUUUUUCUUUGUCCCUCACACAUGCUUCAGUUCUUUGUAUCAUGUCCUUGCAGCUGUCUGUUCCCACAUAUUUUAAGACAUUCACUCUCUUCCUUUUGCUUAAUUUGACUUUUUUGUAAAUAUUUUUUAGCAAUAGAGGGUAAAGGACUAUUUGAUAUAUUUUUGUCAGACAGAGGAAGACUGUAUGUUUUAACACUAUUAUAUUCAUUAAAGACACACCAGCUAGAUGUUUUAUGCAUCACUAAUGUGAAGAAGUUGUUAAAUUAGUUUUCUAUCUGUCCCACAAUAUCAGUAAAGGCAGCAAGGGCUAAGAUGCAAGUGUUGUUAUUCUCACCCUUUGUGAAAAAGGUGAGAGUUGUCCCGUCAUAUAAUGGUAAAUAAACUUUGAUUUGA